Molecule: messenger RNA, 2078 nt
Organism: Drosophila navojoa
Lineage: Eukaryota; Metazoa; Arthropoda; Insecta; Diptera; Drosophilidae
Gene: ImpL2
Product: Ecdysone-inducible gene L2
Biological process (GO): homophilic cell-cell adhesion; synapse organization
Cellular component (GO): axon; plasma membrane; neuronal cell body
Molecular function (GO): axon guidance receptor activity
Source: RefSeq, a predicted model, not a curated record
GUCAAAUACGCACACUAUUUUGCACUACGCUCCGGAACCGGAACAGGAAAAGGAACAAAAUAGAAGCAGCUCGUCGCAGGCGCUUUUGCGUUGCAAAAUAAAGAAAAACAAUCAAAAUUUCACCAAAGCUAAGCUGCACAGCUACCAAAACGGCACACCGCGCCGACUCUAUGUCAUUGUUAACUCAAUUGCUGCUGAAUUUCAAUCAAAAGGCCCAAUUCCGCAGCCAGCACAACUUAGAGCUGAUAAACUCCUUCAUAACAUAACAAAAAGUUGUGAGAUUCGAGCAGCUCGCGCCUUCAAUCAAAAGACGCGAACGCCAAACGCUUCUAAACGCCGCCCACUUAGGGAGAAAACCGCAAACAUUUUUUACCGGAAGAGAAAAAAGAAAUCAAAUCAAAAGAAAAUGAAUUUAAAUCUGUGCGCUAUAGCGCUGCUGCUGUUUGGCAGCCUCUCGGGCGCCCAGAGUCGCGCCGUGGACAUUGUGGACGACAGCAACGAUGUGGACAACUCCAUUGAGACGGAGGAGGUGCCGCAGUCCCAGUCGAAGCACCGCAACCGCGCCUUCGAGGACGACUGGCUGAAGUUCACCAAAACUCCACCAAACAAGAUGCAACAGGCGCCCGGCGCCACCCUCGAGAUCGUCUGCGAGAUGAUGGGCUCCCAGGUGCCCAGCAUCCAGUGGAUUGUCGGUCACAUGCCACUCUCAGAGAUUGAUAAUCUGGAAACGAACUCGAUCACGGAGGAUGCGCCCACGGCGAUCGUUCGUGUGCGCUCCGUGCACAUUGUCGAUCACAUGCUGAGCGAGCCGAGAAUCUACACGUGCAUCGGACGCACUGGCUCCAAGACCAUCUAUGCCAGCACCGUGGUGCAUCCCUCGCACGCUGACCAGGAGCUGGGUAGCCUGAUCGUGCCCGAGAAGCAGUACCAGGGCCCGCAGAAGCCGCGCAUCAUCUACACCGAGAAAACCCAUCUGGAUCUGAUGGGCUCGACCAUCAUGUUGCCCUGCAAGGUGCACGCCCGCCCGCACGCCAAGAUCACCUGGAGGAACAACGAGGACAAGGAAAUCGUGCAGAGCCAUCGCUUCAAGGUCCUGCCCACCGGAGAUUUGCUGAUCGCUGAUCUUAAAUGGGAGGAUAUGGGCAACUACAAGUGCAUAGCGCAUAAUGCUGUGGGCCGAGACUCAGCGGAUACCUUCGUAUACCCCGUACUUAAGGAAGACUAAAGAUUCCACCCAAGGCUAUUCGAUUGGACAUUUUUAGUUAGUUAGAUAGAUCAAAUGCCUUUGAAGAUGCGCAAAAGAUAAAACCAAUACUAAAAAAAUUCAAAAAAAAAAAAAAAAACACAAAAAAAAAUGAAAAGGAAAAGAAAGCUUAAGCUUAAGUUUAACUCUAGAAUCUAAUGCCGGCUUAGACUUUAAUGUUUUCAAUAAUUUCUUUGUUUUAUUUCAUCCACCUCGAAUAUUAAUUUUAACGGUAUUUGAUUAGGUUUGAUUAGGCAUUUGCUUGUUUCUUCAAUUUUAGCUUUUAGUUGUUCAGGUAAACAAGUUUCGUUAAUAUGUAAGUAGCAAUGUUUGUUCCUAACUAUAUCAGGCAAGACACUAGUUAACGAUAUUAAUUGGCCCGUGACUUAAUAAACAUGUAUAUAUGUGCUAUAUAUAUGUAUAUGUCUAUAUAUGUAUAGCCAGCCAAUGAAGACACCAAUCCACCAAUGCACUAUAGGCAUAUGAAUUUACCUAUUCACGCAUAAACGAAGUCAUGAAUUCACGCAAAGAUUCGUUUAUUUCAUAUCUACAAAAUUUAUUUAUUGAACCCGCAUCGUUCAUACAUUUACCCAUCCAUGCAUACAUUUACACAUACAAGCAUACAAAAGAAAGAGAAAAGUAUUCACUGAGGUUAACAGAACAGUCUUUAUAUAAUACAUACACACACACAAAUAAGUAUACACACACCCAUGGAAGCCCUACAUAACUUUACGAAGUGUUGCCCCUUUACAUUAUGUUUUAUGUUUUACAUUAAGCUAAUUGAACUGAAUUAUGGUUUUUUUUACAUUAUAUAUUUAAAUAUUAUAUUAUUGAA